AUCUUUUUUUCUUUUAUCAGACAUGUUAUUAUUUGUCACUAAAAAUAUACUUGGCACAGUCGAUUGAAAAUCAAAAGCGAAUCUUUUUAAAAGUUUUAUCUGUACAUUUGUUCAACACGAACGGCCUGUUCGUCCGAUCUGGGUUUACUCGGAGCAGACUCAAGCAAACCUGGCCAAUCACCGUCUUGCUUUCUGUCUUAAUACUAAAUUAGUAUUUGCUUUGGUGCUUAUAGCGCUUGAAGCAUUAUUUCAACCUUGUUGUUUAUUAAAUAUUAAACAAAAACAAAUGAUACUCUUACGAGCGCUGCGAGUGCCAAAGCGAACGCAGCCAUACACUCGCAUGCAUAUAUAUAUAUACAUAUAUAUAUAUGUAUAUAAUGCAUGCGCAGAGGAGAACGUAUCAUACGUAUGGAUAGACGUAGCCGGUCUUUGUUUCACGCGUGUUAUCUCGGCAUCCCUAAUUUUGUUGAUUCUGUUAUUAGUGCCACAGAUUUUUACUGUGCACAUCAUGUUUAUUAUUAAUUGUAAGAACGAUGGUUCUUAUUGCCUAGUGAAUGAUAACGCGGUGAUUUGUGAUUACGAAAGUGUAAAGAAAGGAGAUGCAGUCACAUUUUUUUACAAUCAAAAAUCAUACCAGGGAGUUGUUAUUAUGCGAUCUGAUAACGUAUCAUCCAUAGAAGAAGAAUUUCAGAAGUUAAAUAAACGUCAAAAACUGAGAAAAACUAAUCGAAAACGAGAGGCAUCAAAUAGUCCAGAUGAUAAUUGUGAUAGUGACGUACAGCAAAGUGAUGAACCUGCACUGAGCCAAAAAAAGAAAAAUUCUUCAAAGGACGAUCAAAUCAAAAAGUCUGGUACAAAAAGAAAUGUAAAGGGGAAAAAGAUAGAUGUAAAAAAAAAUAGUAUAGCACAUCAGAGGCAAGUGCAGACAACUUUUAAUCAUAAAUAUAAGGCUCAAAACGAUGUACAUGCACAGCUAUCGUUGUCGUCUGAUACGAGCACUGAUGAAGAAAAUACCGAAACAAGAAAGACCCAGUACUCAGCUACAAAGAAAGCUGACAUUAGGGCUUUAAAUACAUUGAAUGUCACAAAAAAAAGGGAAGGCAGUCCUACCAAAGAAGAACUCAAACGACUACUGCAAAUAGCAUUGGACAAGUCAUCAAAAUCGUUAGAGGAUGAUAUUGAUACUUCUGGUGACGACACAAAUUCGUCGAUACAAUUACAGCAUGACAUUGCUACAAAAUCUAACAACAACGAUAAUAGUACUAGCGACAACAAUAAGGAUGAGGCUGACAAAGAAAAUGAUAUGUUUGUAUUGCCGGAUGAUAGUACCGAUCAAUUAUUUGGAAAAAAUUGCCCAGACGAUAAGAUGAUGCUGUUAAUGAGUGAGACUGCCAAAAACGCGUCCUUAUGUCAGCGAUAGCAUCGUCACUUAAACCAUCUCAUCUAGCUCGUCGACUACUUUCUGGCGUUUUUAAGCCUGAAGCUCUUUUGCGGUGUACGAUAACAGGUCAAUCUGUUCGAUCGCUAGGAAAGACUCGAUAUGAAGAAAAAUUCGACUGCCUUGAUCCUAUCGCACGAGAUGCUAUUAUUGGUAAGCAUUAUAAUUUGCAACAGCAAAGAAUUAAUAACAAUUUUCAAAAAUUGAUUUACUCUUUCAGAUUAUUCUAUAAAACAUGGAGUUGCAAAACAGUGGCCGA
This is a messenger RNA of Monomorium pharaonis (pharaoh ant), 1697 nucleotides long. RefSeq names its product myb-like protein X. The transcript is spliced from 6 exons. NCBI's taxonomy places the organism in Eukaryota, Metazoa, Arthropoda, Insecta, Hymenoptera, Formicidae. The record is from RefSeq and is a predicted model, not a curated record. The coding region runs from base 287 to 1420 and encodes 377 amino acids.